Messenger RNA from Danio rerio (zebrafish), 1426 nucleotides. RefSeq names its product mediator complex subunit 6 (gene med6). Gene Ontology annotation, biological process: regulation of transcription by RNA polymerase II; positive regulation of DNA-templated transcription. Gene Ontology annotation, molecular function: transcription coregulator activity. The record is from RefSeq and is marked provisional. Gene Ontology annotation, cellular component: nucleus; mediator complex. Lineage: Eukaryota; Metazoa; Chordata; Actinopteri; Cypriniformes; Danionidae.
UCGACGUUGAAUAGGCGUCAUCAUUCUGCGCCUUUCUGCCAAGAUGGCGACGGUGGAUUUAAGAGAUAAUCUGCUGGGCAUCUCAUGGGUGGACAGCGGCUGGGUGCCUAUCCUGAACCCCAGCAAUGUCUUGGAGUAUUUCUCCGAGAGGAGCAAUCCCUUCUAUGAUCGCACCUGCAACAACGAGGUGGUCAAAAUGCAGAGAUCAACCCUGGAUCACCUCACUCAGCUGGUGGGUGUGGAAUAUAUUUUGCUUCACACUCAGGAGCCUAUUCUGUACAUCAUCCGAAAGCAGCAGAGACAAUCACCAACACAAGUGAUCCCUCUUGCUGACUACUAUAUCAUAGCUGGCGUGGUGUAUCAGGCUCCUGACCUGGGAUCUGUAAUCAGUUCCAGAGCGCUUUCAGCGGUUCACGGGAUUCAGUCUGCGUUUGAUGAAGCCAUGUCCUUCUGCAGAUACCACCCGUCCAAAGGGUACUGGUGGCAUUUUAAAGACCAGGAAGAGAAAGAAAGAGUAAAGCCGAAAUCGAAGCGGAAAGAGGAGCCGAGCUCUUUGUUCCAGAGGCAGAGAGUCGACACGCUGUUACUGGACCUGCGCAAUAAAUUUCCCCCAACCUUCUAUCAGACCAAGCCAGGAGAGAAGCCUGUUCCAGUGGAGGUUAAAAAAGAGCCAGAAGUGCCUGUUGAGACGGUGAAGCCUCAAGAAGAGCGAGAGACGAAACCUCCAGCUCCUCCUGCACCUCCACGGCCUCCACCACAAACUACACCCAACAAACCUCCACCUGAGAAGCGUGCUCGUGUACAGUAACAAACACCUGCAGCCACAAAACAUCAAUGCUAAGGGACUGACUGAUGUUCAGACCUGUGGACCGUUCUCUGCAGCAGCUCACUGAGGGUGGACUGUUACGGUUAUUGUACAUACAGGACUUUCUUCAAGACUUUUCUUCUUUACUUCAAUUGUUUUUGUAGUUAGGAAACUGAAAUAUGUUUCAUAUCUGUAUGGCCUUUUCUGUAUUUCAGUGUUUCUGGGUUGUAGUAUUAUGCCAUUGUAUUAAUCGGAGUGAAAAGUCAUUUUUCACAUCUUGUUUGCAGUGUUUGUCAUAAUGCAUAUAGUCUACAGACUUUUCUGAUGAUUAAAAGAGUAUUUGUAUGUCCUUUGUAAGUGAUUUGAUAACUAUGUAAUUGACUACAUAAUCAGGGCCAGAUUUAUCUUUUUUUUUUUUUGUUACGUAGGCAACGGAAAUUUAUGAGCAUAUGCGUAAACUCGGCCCUGUAUAAUGUAAUUAUGCUAUGGAGAUUAUAUAGUGCGCAGCGCGCUCUUGUGUACAGACGUGGACGCGCACCUCUUGCGCUUCUGCGUGGACGUGAACUGCGUUCUCCAUUCAGUACACUAAAAACAGACUCAUAGCCAGCAGAUAUGUUCUAA